AUGGUAGAUCCUUAUCGUUACUAUGGCAAGGCAAAUAUGACCGAAGAAGAAAAAAGACAGCUAAUAAUUAAACUUCCAAAUGAACCAAUACCCAUAGGGUAUACUAGCUUAAGGGACAUCUUGCCCAGGGAAAAAGAUUUAACUAUUUUCAUGGAUUAUAUUUAUUUGUUUGGUGAUAUAGUUGAAAUGUUAGGAAACCCCAAUGAAACAUUUACAAUUUUUGCACCUACUAAUUCAGUGUUUCGUAACCUACCAUACCAACCUACAAGUAACAUUUCUGUAACGGAAGAUCCAACGACAAAAUUACAUAAUUUUGUGUUAGGACAUAUUGUUGAAAAAAACUUGAUCUCGCUUUCUGUUGGUGAAGAAUUACAGACAAUGUAUGAAAAUGUUAAAAUCAAAGUUGACAAAGAUAUCAAGGAUGAAAAAUACUUAUUGAAUGGAAAUAUACACACUAGCGAGAGUUAUAAGGCUGAUAAUGGAAUAUUUUAUAAGAAGGUGGAUGGAAAUGGCCAAGCAACAUUUCCAAAAGAGUUGUUUUCGUCAUCAGGCACCGAAUUUGGUGUCAAUGUAAGAUUAUCAUCACUUGAAUCGUCAUAUAUCACGUUGAUAUAUUUGAACUCUGUCAUCAAUGUUAAAUCACUUCCUGAACAAAAACCAAGCUAG
This is a messenger RNA of Entrophospora candida, 666 nucleotides long. The record is from the annotation of a GenBank genome assembly. NCBI's taxonomy places the organism in Eukaryota, Fungi, Glomeromycota, Glomeromycetes, Entrophosporales, Entrophosporaceae.